Messenger RNA from Balaenoptera acutorostrata (minke whale), 3250 nucleotides. RefSeq names its product NUT family member 2G-like. The coding region runs from base 678 to 2870 and encodes 730 amino acids. The record is from RefSeq and is a predicted model, not a curated record. NCBI's taxonomy places the organism in Eukaryota, Metazoa, Chordata, Mammalia, Artiodactyla, Balaenopteridae. The transcript is spliced from 8 exons.
UGAUGUUGUGGACGGUGUCUAGGCUCCCAGCAGCCCAGGGUCGGUGCCACUCAAACCAUUCCUGAGGCUUGGUACAGGGAAUUGUUUUAAUGAUAGAAAAUUUCAAACAUACAUAAAAGUAAAGAGAAUGGAGUCUCUAUCCCCACACCCACCCCUCACCUGGGGAUUUUUUUUUUUUUUGGUAACUUUUUACUUUGAUAUAUAAUUUCAGAUACAUAGAACAGUUGUAAGAACAGUACAGGGAACUCCCAUUUACUCUACGCAGACUGAACAAUUUCCAUCUUAUCCCAUUGGCUUUAUCAUAUUCUCUAUGUGUAUAUGUAUACAUAUGUGUGACUACUAUUUUUUCUGAGCCAUUUGAGAAUAAGUCGGAGAUAUUGUGUCCUUUUAUCUCUAAAUACUUCAGUAUGUAUUUCCUAACAAUAAGAAUACAAUCACAGUACAAUGUUCAAAACCAGGAAUUUAACCUUGAUAUUAUCUUUUUUUCUUUUUUUGUCCACACCCAGCAGCAUAUGGGAUCUUAAUUCACCCACCAGGAAUGGAACUGGCCCCCACUGCUUUGGAAGCACAGAGUCUUAACCACUGGACCACCAGGGAAGUCCCAACCUUGAUAUUAUCUAAUCCACCGUGGAUAGUCAAAUGUCAUCAGCAUUCCAGUGCUGGGAACGGAUGUGACCAUGAACGCCGGUGCCUCCUUGUCUACUUUCACGGCAGGGCCCUUCCCUCCACCCAUUCCUGGCGCCCAGCACCGGCCACCCUGGCAGCAGCACCUGCCACGUCCCAUCACCCCAGCAUUCCCUCCUGGCAGCAGCCUGCUGCUGCCAGCUUUCCCCAGGACGCCUAUGGUGGCUAAUGGUGGCCGUGGCCCCAGUGCCCCUGGGGCUUGCAACCUCACUGUCCAAGUCAGGUCACAAGGGAGGACAGUGGAGGCCCCCCAGACUCAGACCUUUGUCGUUACUCAGGCCCCCCUCACCUGGAGCGCUCCAGGGGCCCUCAGCAGGAGUGCCGCAUGUCCUGCACCCGUAUUCAUAGCAACCCCUGUGAUGGGGACCGUUGUGACUGCUUCAGCUGUUGGAGUUAGUCAGGCUGGCAAGGGAGGCUGGACCCCAGGCUUUCCUCCUCAAGCUCCACCACCAGCUGCCCAGCCGGCCCCUAUCAUUCGCCCAGUGAACCCUGGGCCAUGGCCACAUGGCACUUCCAGGGAGGGCCGCCUGGCCACCAACCAGUCCAACGCCUCGCAGGAUGGCUCCUCUAACACCAAGAGCGAGUACAGUAACUUCCUACGUUGGCAGCACGUCAAGCCCCUGGCCCGGAGACACUUUUGCCUGAGUCCUGAUGCAGAAGCUUUUUCCUGCUUUCUCAUCCCAGUGCUUCGAUCCCUGGCCCACCUGAAUCCCACCAUGCCGCUGGAGGAGGGACUGCGGAGGGCCGUGCAGGAAUGGCGGCGCAGGAGCAACCUUGACCGGAUGAUCUACUACGAGACGGCGCAAAAGUUCAUGGAAUUUGCGGCCGAGGAGGAGAUGCACAUUCAGAAUUUGCAGUGGAUGCAGGACCUGCCUCCUCCAGCCCCACCGAAGCUGGAUCCUCGGGGGCCCCCAGCCCCGAAAGUGGGCCUUCAGCCAGGCACCCAGGUUCCCACUGGAGCUGAAGACCCCACACUAAGUCUGCCGAAGAAGAUGUCCGGCCGCAGGGCCCAGCCCUCGCACCCGAAGCCACACAGAUCCCAGGGGAACCCGGAGCCCAAGGCGCCCAAGGAGAUUCCCCCUGAGGCUGUGAGGGAGGAUGUGGACAGGAUGGAGGCGCUGGUGGGGCCCGUCCACUCAGCCCCAGGCAAGUCAGAUGAAGAAUGUGGAAAGGACGGAAAUGAGCGGAAGCAGGAAGACGACGACACCUACUUGGACCCGUGUCUCUUGAGCUACACUGACGAGCUGCGUUCCCGGGAACACUCUGUCACCAAGGUGGAGGCAGUCAUUCACCCUCGAGUCCCGGCAGAAUUGUCUUCCCCAGACCCACAGCUGGAUCUCUCGGCCCUUGCUGAGGAGCUGAAGCAGGAGGAAGCACUCACCCCUGAAGAACUGGUGCAGAAACGACUCCUGGCCUUGAAAGAGGACGAGGGUGGGCCGGCAGCCCCGAGCCACAGUGCACCCGGAAUGGGCUCAAGUCCUUCUGAGUCCCACGCUGGCCAAGGUGCCCAGAGGCACGACCAAGACCGCCAUCGAGGGGUCAGUGAUGAAGCCUGCCCACCAGAGAUUGAUUUUGAGGCUCUUCAUAGGCCCAACCGAGCAGACACUGGCCCGUUCGGGCCCAAAGUCUUUGUUCCCUCUCGAGGACGUCAGGAGGUCUCUCCAUCCCGGGCCGGGCGGCCCUCCUCUCCCCAGGGUCAAAGACGCACUGGCCCUCGACUGGGACGCAGGGAUGCGUCUCUUCUCAGAGAGGCGUCUCCUGUUCGGGAGGCCCGAGGGCCCAGGGACGCGGCCAGUGAGGACGAGGAGGCGUUCCCCAGCCUGGCCUCCCUCUUGGCCUCUCUGCCCAGCCUGCCGCCUUGCCGGCUGUCCCAGAGUCCUGCCCCUGCUUCAGGCCUGGCCUCCCCUGGAGGUUGGGGGGCCCAGAGUGCUCCCCAGGCCCCCUCCCCUCAGAGAAGGGGCCUCAGCCCAGCUCCACCAGCCGCUCCCAAGUCGAGGAAGCGGGCUCUGGGUGGGCGCCCAGCCGCUGCUGAGAAGCUGCCCAUCCCCGGGGCUGCCCACGGGGUCUCUGCGAGGCCAGCCUUGGCUCUGGGGCUGGCUCGCCCCUCACAGCCGGGAAAGAGGAAGCGUGACCCGUUUGUCAUAGGGAAGAGGAGGAACAGGAAGAGGAAGCGCUGCAGCCAGUAGGGAACAGCCGGGCCGGCCCUCCAGGGCGAGCCCCCCAGGGCGGCCCCCAGGGGAGCCUAGGGGCUCCUCCUCACCCCAGAGCUGAUCCUGGGAUUGUGGGGGGUUAGGGAGGUGGGGGAGGUGGGUGUGGGCAGGACCUUUGGAGUGAUGUAUGAAAAUUGUGAAUAAAGAUAGUUUUGGUGGGAAAUGCUCUCAGGCCACUGUUAUCUUGUUCGUGUGGAGCUGCUCCACAGAGAGCGAUCCUGAGAGGAAGGAAGGGUGAGGGAGGUCACAGGAGCUAUGGAUCUACAGGUGGCCAAACCUUUCCUCCACAUAGACAAGGACUCCUCAGGCUGCCCCUGGGAACGCACAGCUCUCACUUUCCCCAGGGACCCCCUCAU